GUAGUGUCCACUCCUCUGCUCUUUCAAUCAAAGCUGGUCUGUUUCUCUCUGCUCUGCCUCUUCACCUCUCUGUUUCUAGCUCUCUACACCUCUCUCUCCCAAACCAAAUGCCUCUUCAGAUCUUCACCUUUCGACCCAAUUCAGUCCCCUCUCUUCUCCUACCCUCCCAAUUAUGGAGAGCACAAGUAUGCAAUCCCAACCCAACGUAGAUCUAGCUCUUCCCCUGUCCAUUUCUCAGAUAAUUGGAAGGUCCUGAAGGAGAUCCAAAAUUUGUGCAAGAAUUCUUCUUAAUAAUUUAUGCAGGGAAAGUCUGAGACUUUUGGAGGGAAUUUCAGUACCCAAAAUAGGAUUUCCUAUUUUGUUCAUUACAAUGAGAGCACUGAAAUGCUUUGUGGGUUCCUGAAGAAAUUUCCAGUUAGUGAUUCUGAUAGAACUGUCAUGGAAGAGUGUAGAGGACUUGUAGUAGUCUCGGCUAUCUUCAAUGAUAAUGAUAAAAUUCGACAACCCAAGGGGAUUGGAUCGAAAACCCUUGAGAAUGUAUGUUUCUUUAUGUUUAUAGAUGAGAUAACCCUCAAAAGAUUUUACCAGCAUCAUUUGAUUCCAGAAAAAUCUGAAAACUACAAGAUUGGUGCAUGGAGGGUUGUCAAGGGUUUGAGCAAGGGAUUGUAUGAGAAUCCGGCAAUGAAUGGUGUGAUACCAAAGUAUUUAGUUCAUAGACUUUUCCCAAACGCCAAAUUCAUCAUUUGGGUGGAUGCGAAAAUGCAGCUGAUGGUUGAUCCAUUACUUUUGAUUCAUACACUUGCUGUGAAUGAGAACCCCGAUAUGGCGAUUUCAAAGCAUCCUUACUAUGUUCAUACUAUGGAAGAAGCAAUGGCGACGGUGAGGUGGAAGAAAUGGUGGGACGUUGAUGGAUUGAAGAGGCAAAUGGAGACUUGUUGCUCCCCUGGACUCCUGAUAAGCUUCCUUAUCCCUCAGGAGCAACUUGAUAUCUAUCAAACGUUUCUCAAAGCCAACUUCUUGUGUUGAUAGAAGAUUGCUAUAUAUGAUCCGGAUGCUUGCUUUGGUUUUAGUAUUUGAGAGUAAGCUCUUUUCUGAGUAAGGAGAUAAAGUUCAAGCCUGAGAAAUCAAAGAUAGUAGGUAGUAGUAACACUGAGUUUGCCGGUUUUCUAAGAAAAUGGGAUCUUUUUUCUUUCUUUCAAGGAGGCAUAUUAUAUUUCUUGUGAGAGAUGAAAUGUGGUAAUUUUCUUCUGUUUGUAUCGGUUUCAUCAAAAUUAUUUUCAGGAAUUAGAUGCAUUGAAUCUAACACGUCUUUCGGCCUAGUCACGACUGGUCCCACUGCGCUUUCUUCAUGUGUGGGAGAAAUACUUCGAUCCCUUCGGGCAGCCAUGGCUGUGGGACUGAAAUUGAAGUUAUUGUUGAUGACUCCAAGGACACAAGCCAAAACUACAGAAGCACCCCCACCACUAUCACAAUUUUUUUACCAUUGUCUUUGUCGUAGUUUGGCGAAGGUGGCGAGGGCAUGUUAAGUGCACAUAUCACAGGACUGCUGAAGGUGUGUCGCGAUAGGGUGCGGUAUGUGGAAGCCUUUGAAAAAAGUGAAAGAGAAGAAGGUCUGAAACUGGAAUAAGGCCUUGCUAAUCCGGCUGCACGGCUAGUGGUGGAAGGAAUGUGUAGAGCACCACGAUGGAGACAAAGUGCAGAGUCCAUCAUACCAGUUUGUGCUCACGACUGAGGACUUAGGGUUCUAGCUAGAAAUUGAAGGGUUAAGGAUACGAGUAUUAUUGAUCGAUCAUAGUCUGAAAUGAGACGAGGACUGAAAAUAUGAGGAAUAUUUUGAGGCGUGCUGAAGUAAGGUAUCAAACUUUCGUCUUUGUAUUAUGGGAUUUCCUUACAUGUGAAUAUGUACCGGAAAAGAUAAAAUGUGUUACACAUGAUCAUACGCAAGGGAUUUAUUCUCUAUGUACAUGGUAAAGCAUCGAACUGUAAUCUCUUUGUCAAGCAAUAUAAGAAAAUACAGCUCUACAAGUUUGUCUUCGGUCCCUGUUUGUUUUAGACCUGUUCUCAGAUUGAUCCCCACAAAGAGUUCAAUUGUGAGAGAACGCAGCCAACAUCAAACCCAAUCUAUUGAAUAAUCCCUUACAAGAACCCACCGGCACUGACCUAUGGAACUCCAUCACUGUUUGUCAAGCAAUAUAAGAAAAUACAGCUCUACAAGUUUGUCUUCGGUCCCUGUUUGUUUUAGACCUGUUCUCAGAUUGAUCCCCACAAAGAGUUCAAUUGUGAGAGAACGCAGCCAACAUCAAACCCAAUCUAUUGAAUAAUCCCUUACAAGAACCCACCGGCACUGACCUAUGGAACUCCAUCACUGACUAAACAUCACUGAUAAUUAAACACCCUGCUUUCUGAUUUUCUUGCUAUUGCUGCUACUGUCUUCUGAGUUUUUCUAUUGUUUAAGUAAAUCUGUGUGAGGUAAUUCUCAUUUGCUGGUCUCAAUCUUCAGUAGUCGAUAUCUCUGGCAUAAUUGUCCAUCAAACCAAAGACAACAAUACAGGGAUCAUGAUGCAGAGCGGAUGACAGCCCAAUUUGAGGAACAGUUAGAUCGUGCUAAAGGAGGAAAACGAAAAGUGACUAGUAGACAGGAAACAGCAGUUCGGUGUCUGAUUGGGACGCACCUUACCUUUCCGGAAAGGGAAUCGCGCCAGAAACAAGACUCAUGGCUUUGUCAUGAGCUGUAGCAUUUUUCGGGCUUUCGGGGUCGUUUAGGGCCUCAAAACUGCAUUUUUCUAUUUUACCCGUUUUUGGUUUUCCUAGUUAUUUUUUGUUGUAGUCGUUUUUAUCCAUGGGCUUUAGGGUUUCGUUGUUAGUCGCCCUAGGGUACUUUUCUCUUAUUUAUGCAGCCGCAA
Molecule: messenger RNA, 2903 nt
Organism: Rosa rugosa (rugosa rose)
Lineage: Eukaryota; Viridiplantae; Streptophyta; Magnoliopsida; Rosales; Rosaceae
Product: alkaline ceramidase TOD1-like
Exons: 4
Coding region: 298-1026 (242 amino acids)
Source: RefSeq, a predicted model, not a curated record